AUGGGGGUAAUCGCGGUCAGCAGAUACUUUUGUGUAGUGAAGCCAGAAAAGUACAUCACAUUAUUCACCAGGAAAAGAAUCUUCCUUUACGUAUCUUUCGUGUGGUUUUUGGCUCUUUUCGCCACUGUACCUCCACUGUUCUUUAAAGAAGGUGGAUACCAGUUUCAGCCGGGAAAGGCAAUGUGCUUAUACUCCUUCGAAGUUAGCAUUGGUUACACGGUUUUUCUUGGAUGCGUAUACCUUGGCACACCAUUAACCCUGAUUACAAUCUGCUAUGCUAAAGUGUUUUACACCGUUUCGCGAUCAAAUCGUGUUUUUUCGCGAGUGAAUGACUCUCAGCAGCUGAGAGCCAACGUGGAAGAAGCAAAAGUGACAAAAACUUUAGCAGCAGUCAUGGCUGGGUUCUUGUUUUGCUGGCUUCCAAUCUCCGUAAUUGAUUACAUAGACCUUGCGAGGGGAAAACCCAGUUUUCCUCGUCGGUUAUACUUAGUAUACGGGUUCUUGAUUUAUUUGAGCAGUACCAUUAACCCGUUUAUAUACGGUGCCACGAACAGGCUCUUCAGGCGAGAGUACAAGGCUAUUUUGGAAGCAAUUUUAAGCAAACUUCCCGCUGUCUCUUCAGACUUGUUUAGACGCUCAAAGCCAAGUCAAAGCCAAAAUACCCAAUCUUCUCACGACCAAAAAAAUGAAAACAUGGAAAUUGAAACUCUCUCAUAA
Porites lobata is the source of this 717-nucleotide messenger RNA. Lineage: Eukaryota; Metazoa; Cnidaria; Anthozoa; Scleractinia; Poritidae. The record is from the annotation of a GenBank genome assembly.